UCAGUGCAAGCAGUUGCAGCUGCUGCAGCAGCUCAGUGUCAUCCCUGGGCUGCCUUUAGAGCAGACCUGCUCCAGCCUGGAUUGGGAAGGGCUGGAUCAAAGCAUUUCUCAGUUCAAGGUGCCAGCAGCCAGCCAGGGGCUGCAUCCUGAGCAGGAGCUGCUGGUGCAGGUGUCCCUCCCUCCCACUGCAGGUCCCUGUUCACAGUUAUCUUCUUUUCCAGAGAUGAGCUUCACCCACCUCAAUUCACUCCCCAACCACCAAAGGAGAUGAGAACAUGUUUGCAUUGCCCAGCGUCUCGAUGGAGGCACUUCAAGGCUGGAAAGCAGGAGGCAGCCACAGCCCUGACUGAAGAGCAGGAUUUGACCCAGUCUUCAGGAGCAGAGGCUUCCAGUAUCCUGCCAGUGUCAGGUGUGCUGCAGCCAGGAGAGAGCCAGCAGGUCUCCUUGCCCUUCUCUGGCCACCUCAACAGCAUCUCCAGUGCCACGGCGCUGUGCCACGUGGAGGGAGGCCCCAGCUCCGAGGUGCUGGUGCCCGGGGAGGCCUCACGUGCCAGCUGCUCCCCGAGCCCCCAGGAGAUCAACUGUGGCUCUGGGGCACCUCUCAGGGAGAGAAGGGAGCUGAAGCGGCCAGCUCCAAAGCUUGAGGAGGAGACAAAAGCCUUGGCGGAGGAAGAGAGGCAGAAGGAGAAAGAGAAGCAGAAGAAAGAAAAGAAGGGUGUCUCUGUGGGGAAGGAACCUCCAAAAGCAGAGAAGGGGAAAACCAAACCCACAGAGAAGAAGGAAAGCAAGGCCCCAGAGAAGAAGGACACCAAAAUCUCAGAGCAGAUGGAAACCAAAGCCCCAGACAAGAUAGAAACCAAACUCCCAGAAAAGAAAAACAAACAUCCAGAAAAGAAGGAAACCAAAUUCCCAGAGAGGAAGGAAAGCAAGGCCCCAGAGAAGAAGGACACCAAAGCAUUAUUAGAGAAGAAGGAAACUAAAUUCCCUGAGAAGAAGGAAACCAAAGCUCCAGAGAAGAUUGAAAACAAACUCCCAGAAAAGAAAUACAAACAUCCAGAAAAGAGGGAAUCCAAAUUCCCAGAGAAGAAGGAAACCAAAGCUCCAGAGAAGAUUGAAAACAAACUCCCAGAAAAGAAAUACAAACCUCCAGAAAAGAGGGAAAUCAAAAUCCCAGAGAGGAAGGAAAGCAAAGCACCAGAGAGGAAGGAAUUGAAAAUCCUAAAGAAGGAAACCAAAUCUCCAGAGAAGAGAAGCAAACCUCCAGAAAAGAAGGAAACCAAAUGCCCAGAGAGGAAGGAAAUCAAAAUCCCAGAGAAGGAAACCAAGGCACCAAAAAAGAAGGAACCCAAAGCCCCAAAGAAUGGGGAAGCCAAAGUGCCAGAGAAGAGAGAGACCAAAGCCCCAAAGAAGAAGGAACCCAAAGCCCCAAAGAAGAAGGAACCCAAAGCCCCAAAGAAGGGAGGAACCAAAAUCCUAGAGAACCCAGCUGAGCUGGAGAAGAACUCUUUAUUUUAUUCACACAACUUAUUUUAUACAGUUUGACAAACCUAAUGUGCCACAUUAGUUAGUUAAUAGAUUUCUUAUUAUUAGUUAUGCCAGUUAUUCUGUUGGAUAAUAAAAUAUAUUUUACUUGUGCACCAAA
Passer domesticus (house sparrow) is the source of this 1642-nucleotide messenger RNA. RefSeq names its product proteoglycan 4-like. The coding region runs from base 268 to 1542 and encodes 424 amino acids. Gene Ontology annotation, biological process: axonemal central apparatus assembly; cilium movement. NCBI's taxonomy places the organism in Eukaryota, Metazoa, Chordata, Aves, Passeriformes, Passeridae. The record is from RefSeq and is a predicted model, not a curated record. Gene Ontology annotation, cellular component: axoneme. The transcript has 3 exons.